CUGUUAGCAUGAAGUUAGCAUGAAUAAACCCUCCAUGUGAUGUGAUGAGAGUCUGGAGAGCAGCAGAGACAGUCUACAGCGGGUUUAAAUGUGUGUCCUCUCAGUAAAGACAGUCUCCAGGCGGGCUGUGACACAGUUUAACUCUGAAUUAUUGUUCUUUUCCUACAAAACAAACCGGAUUUAAAGCGCUCUGCUCUGAUGUAGCAGCUUAAAUCAACUGGAUGCUGACAGUCACUUGGGUGGGGCUGACUCGGAUGACAGUACAGAGGAGUGGAGCUCAGGAGGAAUAAAACCAGCACAGGAUCAGCUGCAAAGCACUGAGAGCUGAGGCUGGUUGGCUGGUUGGCUGGUGGGUGAAAGCCAUGAUGACAAAGCCCGAGUCGAAGAAAAGCACCGUGGCAGCAGCGAUCAACGCUACCGGCAAGUGCGCAACAUCCGCCGCCUCCGAGCAGGUGAAAAACGGCUCUGUGGAGCCGGCUUGUCCGGAGCAGAGCUCGCAUACCAGAGCUAAUGUGAUGAAGCAGUCUUCCAGGGAGAGCAUGCAUAGGAGACAUACGGAGUGUGAAGUCUAUGACGACGGGACCAACACCUUUUUCUGGCGAGCCCAUACUGUGACAGUGCUGUUCAUUCUGACCUGUGCUCUAGUCUACGUCACGCUGUUGGAAGAGACCCCCCAGGACACGACCUACAACACUAAGAGGGGGAUUGUGGCAAGCAUCCUGGUGUUCCUCUGUUUUGGAGUGACGCAAGCCAAAGAUGGACCCUUCACCCGACCACAUCCAGCAUACUGGAGGUUCUGGCUUUGUGUCACUGUUGUCUACGAGCUGUUCCUCAUCUUCAUCCUGUUCCAGACGGUGCAUGAUGGACGACAGUUCAUGAAGUACAUUGACCCCAAGCUUGGGGUCCCCCUCCCUGAGCGCGACUAUGGCGGAAACUGCCUCAUGUACGACCCAGGCAACACCACCGACCCCUUCCACAACAUCUGGGACAAGAUGGAUGGUUUUGUUCCAGCUCACUUCCUGGGAUGGUAUAUCAAGACUCUGAUGAUUCGGGAUUGGUGGAUGUGUAUGAUAAUCAGUGUCAUGUUUGAGUUCCUGGAAUACAGUCUGGAGCACCAGUUACCUAACUUCUCGGAGUGCUGGUGGGACCAUUGGAUCAUGGAUGUGUUGGUGUGUAACGGUAUGGGGAUCUACUGUGGCAUGAAGACCCUGGGCUGGUUAUCAAUGAAGCCCUACCAGUGGCAGGGCCUGUGGAACAUUCCUACAUACAAGGGGAAGAUAAAGCGCAUCGCGUUCCAGUUCACUCCGUACAGUUGGGUGAAGUUUGAGUGGAAGCCUGCUUCGAACCUUCGUCGCUGGCUCGCUGUGUUAGGCAUCAUCUUUAUGUUCCUCCUGGCAGAGCUCAACACCUUCUACCUGAAGUUUGUGUUGUGGAUGCCUCCCGAGCACUACCUGGUGCUGCUCCGCUUGGUCUUUUUUGUCAACGUGGGAGGCGUAGCCAUGAGGGAAAUCUACGACUUCAUGGACGACCCGAGGUUCUACAGGAAGCUGGGCCAGCAGGCGUGGCUGGUGGCAGCAAUCACAGUAACGGAGUUCCUCAUAGUGGUCAAGUACGACCCCAGGACCAUCAUGCUGCCCAUCCCCUUCGUCGUUACGCAGUGCUGGUUCUUAGGACUCCUCCUCAUCUUUACCUGGACCCUGUGGCGGUUUUUCAUCCGUGACAUCACACUUCGUUACAAAGAGACCCGUCGACGCAAACAGGAAGUCCCCACGGACCGGGAGCGCCCCCUAGGCAACGGCAGCACGGUCACCCCCUCCGGGCGGAGCAAACUCAACGGCAGCUCCGAGACGGUGCGUCAGAGGAAGUCCUGAGGGAGGAACGUCACUGGUAACCGGUCAGUCAGCGGCAGCAACAACUGAAGGGGGAAGGACAAAAGGGUUGACGGGGGAAAAGGAGAAGACUGAAAAAGAGACGCGACACAAAGACACAUGUAGAGGCAAACAGAUGGACACAUGCUGUGUAGACUUUUUUUGUGCCUACAUGAACCGAGUAGUCAUUCAACAGAGAGGAGGGGUUGGAAGGGGCAACAUUCAUUCGGUGCAUUGUCUAGUUAUUGUCUUACUACAGGGAUUUACCUCAUUCUAAUUUUUAAGAGCGUUUUGGGGAAUUAUAGACAGGACAAGAUACAUGUUUGUGUUAUUUAUACAUUAGUUUGGAUGUUGGGUGAUCAGGGGAAAUAAAGAAAACACGGACUCAAAGUAGGGGCUGUCAAAAUUAGCCAAAAAAAUGAUGUGUAAAUAUUCUUUCUAAAAAAAAAAAGCACAUAGGUUAGAACAAUUAGAAUAUUUAUUUGUUGCGCAUUAUGUCCACAACAGCGUGUCCUAACUGGCAGAGAGAAAGGCAGCACUGCACAGCGCGCCGUUUUCAGCUGAACUUUUGUUGGAUUUAUUCCCAUCGCUCGCUUUGAAAGGCCGCAGUGGACGAGGGAACGGCUGAUUGGUGAAGCUAGAAUGAGGAGUUAUCUAUCUACGAUAACUCCUCAUUUCACUAGAAAAGCCUAAAUGAGGUGUCAGCUGGCUGGAGGGAGAUCGCCUGAACGUAUCCUACUAUUGCUGUUGGCUAUAUUGUAUGUCUUUUUUAGUUAAUAUCACAAUAUAAGACAUGUGUUUCCUGUUUAAAAAGUAUAAACGUCGGAUGAUAGCAAGUACUACUA
Sebastes umbrosus (honeycomb rockfish) is the source of this 2713-nucleotide messenger RNA. It is a transcript of the gene ptdss2, whose product is annotated as phosphatidylserine synthase 2. The record is from RefSeq and is a predicted model, not a curated record. NCBI's taxonomy places the organism in Eukaryota, Metazoa, Chordata, Actinopteri, Perciformes, Sebastidae. Bases 363 to 1871 code for a protein of 502 amino acids. Gene Ontology annotation, molecular function: L-serine-phosphatidylethanolamine phosphatidyltransferase activity. The transcript has 13 exons. Gene Ontology annotation, biological process: phosphatidylserine biosynthetic process.